Messenger RNA from Pelobates cultripes (western spadefoot toad), 390 nucleotides. The record is from the annotation of a GenBank genome assembly. Lineage: Eukaryota; Metazoa; Chordata; Amphibia; Anura; Pelobatidae.
AUGAGGGUAGCCAGAGCACAACACACUAUCUUGUUCAUGGACACUCAGGUCUCCCUGUUCCAGGACCUGUCAACUCUCACCCUGGAUGCACGGCGAGCUCUUAGACCACUCACCCGUUUACUACAAGAAAAGAGGGUGCUAUACAAAUGGGGCUUCCCGUUAAGCUUGCAGAUCAAAGUGGAUAACUACUGGCAGAUAAUACGCUGGCCUAUCAACAUCCCCUGCUUUCCGUGGGCAGCAGGCCUACCGAAUGUGGCGAUCCCAAACUGGAUCUUUGACAACCCUCCAGCCCGCACCAUUGUACCCACAGAUGCAGCACAUAACAUCACGGGCGAACCUGCAACAGGGCCACAGCAACGCCAGGGAGGUCUGAACGACCCAGAAGACUAG